AUUGGAAUUGAAAAGGUUAGAAUAAACCUGAAAAGUACGUGAUCGUUGUCAUCUGAGAUUAUAUGUUUAUACAAGAGGACUGUUUUGAGUUGCUUCACACUUUAAACCACUUUAACCAUGCAGAUAUUUGAGCUGAACGAGGGAAAUUAGAUCGUCACAAUUCAUCUUGACUUGAGGAAACAAGUAAGAAGGCAGGAAAAUAUAUGGAACCGAUGAAACUCAUAUUGUUGCCCUUGUUCUGCAUGUGUUUCCAUGGCCAAUGUGCAGGCACUGGAUAUCCACACAAGUCAAAAUGUACAAUUGGGAAUACAAUAGUAGACUGUAGUCAUAUGAAUCUAGAUGCAGUUCCAACGGACUUACCCCAAAAUAUCACCACAUUGGAUGUGUCUCACAAUAGACUAAAAACUCUGUCUUCUCUGCAUUUGUACUCCAAUUUGAUAAAUAUAGAUGCUAGCUACAACUCUUUAACUGUCAUAGAAGAGGAUCUUUGUCUUUCUCUGCCACACCUGCAAAGUCUUAAUGUGCAACACAAUGAAGUGCAUUUGAUUAGCGAGAAAGACCUGAAAAACUGUUUUCAUUUAACACGACUUGACCUGUCUGACAAUAGGCUGAAGCUAAAUGGGGAGCCCUUCUCUGUUCUUAAGAGUUUGACGUGGUUGGAUGUAUCUCGGAACACACUUAAAUCGGCUAAACUGGGCACACAACCUCAGCUGCCAAACCUGGUGACUCUUGUUCUCUCUGGAAAUGAAAUUUCUGUGCUGCAAAAAAAUGACUUCUCAUUCCUCAGCAAUUCCUCUGCAUUUCGGGUUCUGAUACUCUCGUCUCUGUCUCUUAAAAAGGUAGAGAAUGGAUGUUUCCAGGCUAUUGCUAGACUUUCUGACUUAGUGCUGGACUACAGCAAGAUCAGCUUUCAGUUUACCACCAGUCUUUGUGAAGAACUUGCUGGCACAGCUUUGCGAAACCUUUCCCUUAAGAACACUCAACAGGUCUCCCUCUCAAACACAACUUUCCAAGGUCUAGAUGAGACUAACAUCACAGUGCUUGACCUCAGCAGCAACACAAUGACGAAGAUUGCUAAUGGCACCUUUCAGUGGUUUCCCAGACUGGAAAGUUUAUCCCUGGAACAUAACUCCCUUAGACACCUAACUAAGGACACCUUCCUUGGAUUGGGAAACCUGAGACAGCUUAACCUGCAGAAAGCACUGAUUAAGAGUCAUACUUCGUCCUUACCAAUAAUUGAUGACCUCUCUUUCCACCAUUUGGUCCAAUUAGAGCAUCUAUGCAUGGCAAAUACUGCAUUCCGAGAGAUAACUGAGCAUAUCUUUUCUGGGCUUCUGCACCUGAAGACACUGGAUUUGAGUUGGAGCAUCACAGGGUUGAAGACUGUCACAAACACAACAUUUGCUUCUUUGCAAGAUUCUCUACACCUUCAGACUCUUAAUCUUACUGCCAUGGGUAUCAACAAGUUGGCGCCUGGGGCCUUUUCAAGUUUGGGCAACCUCAUUACACUCCUACUUGGUCACAAUUUCAUUAAUCAGCAGCUGAAAGGAGAUGAGUUAGAAGGCCUUUCUAACAUUAAAGAGAUUGACAUGUCUAUAAACCAGCAAAGUAUAUCCCUUACCAAUACGUCAUUCAUCCACGUCCCUACAUUGAGGACUCUAAAACUUGCCCGUGCCCUAAAAGGGACCCUAGAUAUGGAACCAUCUCCAUUUACGCCACUUGUCAACCUCACAUUUCUAGAUCUCAGUAAUAACAAUAUUGCAAACAUAAAUGCUGGCUUGCUGAAAGGAUUGUACCAUCUGAAAGUGCUAAAAAUGCAGCACAACAACUUGGCUAGGUUGUGGAAGACGGCCAACCCUGGUGGUCCAGUGUUUUUCCUCAAGGAUGCCACAAAACUGUCUAUUCUGGAUCUGGAUUACAAUGGUUUAGAUGAGAUCCCACUUAAUGCUUUGCGCGGCUUCUUUGAGUUAUAUGAGCUAAGUCUCCGUGGUAAUCUCUUGGAUCAGCUGCAUGCCUCUGUUUUUGAUGACCUACAGUCUUUAAAGUAUUUGCAUCUUCAAAAGAACCUUAUAACAUCUGUCCAACGUGUCACAUUUGGUGCGCCACUGUCCAAUCUGACAGAACUCUACAUGGACCGCAACCCCUUUGACUGCACCUGCGAGAGCAUCCUGUGGUUCUCUGAGUGGCUGAACUCCACCAAUGCCAGUAUUCCUGGGUUCCCUCAAAGUUAUAUCUGUAACACCCCAAAUGCCUACUUUAACCGCUCUGUUAUGGACUUUGACCCAUUGUCCUGCAAGGAUAUGACACCUUUUAAGGCACUGUACAUUUUGAGUAGCACAGCAGUGUUAAUGUUGUUGUUCACCGCUUUCCUGGUACACUUCCAAGGAUGGAGAAUCCAGUUCUUCUGGAGCAUAAUGGUAAACCGUAUGCUGGGGUCACUGAAUGACGAAAGCAUUACUGAGGGUAGAUAUGCAUAUGAUGCAUAUAUCAUCCACAGUACUGAGGACAAGCCAUGGGUGGAACGAAGCUUGCUUCCCCUAGAAGAUGAAAAAGUCAAUUUUUUUCUUGAAUACAGAGAUGCAAUACCUGGCUUUUCUCAACUUGACACCAUUGUAGAAAACAUGGGGAAAUCCAGGAAAAUAAUUUUUGUUAUUACUGAAAUGCUUCUGAAGGAUCCAUGGUGUAGGCGAUUCAAAGCCCAUCAUGCACUUCACCAGGUAAUGGAGGACAAUCGUGACUCACUGAUUCUGAUCUUUUUGCAAGAUGUAACUGAUUACAAUCUGAACCACUCUCUACAUCUUCGUCGUGGCAUGUUGAAACCUCGCUGUGUCCUCUACUGGCCUUUACACAGGGAACGAAUCCCAGCUUUCCAUCAGAAACUCCGCUCAGCACUAGCUUCUACCAACAGGGUCAACUAGUAAUGAUUUUUUUUUUUCAUAAGCAAAUCAUUUUUAUUUUGUGUUAGGUUCUCACUAUUUGUACCACAGUCCACACUUGGAUUCUCUGUUCCAUCUCUUUCAGUUUCAAAUUCAAAAGAAUUUGCAGGUAAGGUUAGGUACAGUGCAAACACCACCUACUGACAUCCAGUGGCCUUUUAAGGAAAAAGCCAAAUGUGACCUGGUAAAUUAUUUUAAGUAAACAGAUAAAUUUACUCACAUGAAAAGUUUCAUUACAUUUUAUUAUCCCCUUUAGUAAUCACAAUAGAAUACUACUAUUGUGACUCCAAACUAGAUAAUUCUGUAGGGCCCACACUGUCUAACGUACUGGCUUUUAUUUUUUUAUUUUUUUACAUAUUUUUUAUGCUCAAAGAGAUCCCUUCAGACAAACUUUGUGACCAUAACAGUUUCAUUUAAUCUUUUAGAUUUAGCUAGCCAUUGCCAUCAGGGCCAAUAUAAAAGGUAAAAUAUGUAUUUAAAUUACUUUUGAAAAUCAAACCCGUUAAAUUACAUAAAUAUAAAUAUCUUUAAAAAAAACAAAUGUAUUCAUUUCCCUCUCCAUUUUUAAUAGUUUUAAUCAAACAAAAUACAGUGGAGCAGUGUGGAUAUGAAGCUUUGGUAUUUUCUCUUAGGUACUAAUUAUUUGAGAAAGGAUAGUACAAACUUGUGUUACACUUUGUCUGUUUUCUAAAGUCUGUGUUAAUGCUAAACAGUGUAAAUAUAUUUUGCUUGAGUAUUUAACCAAGUGAAAUAUUGUGUACAAUGCAGCCACCCAGUGGUCAUUUGUUUAACAAGAUGAGAACUCAUCUAAUUGUUUUUUUGUUUGUUUGUACCUUAUACCACUCACAUUUCAUAGCAUUGGUUUUUAUUUUUUGAAAGUCUAAUGAACAUGGAGAUAUUGCCAUAUGUGAUAACUAGUCUUGGUCUCCCAAAUAAUGUAUAAAAAUAAAAUAAUAAUAAUAAAAAAACAUAUAUAAAAUAUCAA
Molecule: messenger RNA, 3921 nt
Organism: Onychostoma macrolepis
Lineage: Eukaryota; Metazoa; Chordata; Actinopteri; Cypriniformes; Cyprinidae
Gene: tlr3
Product: toll-like receptor 3
Exons: 6
Coding region: 204-2918 (904 amino acids)
Biological process (GO): inflammatory response; toll-like receptor signaling pathway; immune response
Cellular component (GO): membrane
Molecular function (GO): protein binding; transmembrane signaling receptor activity
Source: RefSeq, a predicted model, not a curated record